AUGGUUUCCCCACCAUCCCUUCCUCUUCCUCCUUUUGCACCCUUUCUCACCUCAGAACUCAGGGAUCAAAUUCAACCAGAUGAAUGGACCGCCUGCAUCACAGCUUGGGUGUCUCUAAUUGAAGCCCAUCUUUCUCUCUCGGAAGAUGAAUUUAUUCAGCAUUCACUUGUGGACGAAUCCAUCCCUGAUUUUCUUGUAUCUUUUUCUCACGAGGUUGCCACGCAUGGAUCGACCAUAUUAGGCCCGGCAGCUGGCCAACAGCCCUUGCUCAAAGGUGUUUUUAUGCUCACGAGUAGGCUGCUGGUCACAAAACCCGAGUCGAAAUCUAAACAAAAGACAAUUCCACCAACUGUGCUCCGUCUUCUACAAUGGGAGUUUUUUGCAGAUCUAUGCCGUACACAGAGCAGGAAAAGGAUACCGGAAUUAUCUUCAGCCCUGCCGGCAGAGAGAAAGGCAGUCCUAGAGACGUCGUUGGCCGCGCUCAAAAAGUCAUUGAUUCACGACCUCGACGCGGGGCUCGCGAACCCGGCCGCCCUCCGUGAACUCGAGGCUCGCCUGGAUAGGCUCAACUUUCUGAUUGCUCGCAUACCUUGGGCUGCGGCAUUCUUUCUGGCCGGAAGCGACUUUUUGGACGGCCUGGUGGCGUGCUUUCGCAUCAUGAACCCGCCGCUGCGCAAAGUCAUCGUGGCCACUGCCUAUCUCUGCGUCAUGGGCUUGGCAGAGGCCAGUGGAGGCGGUUAUGGUGUCUUGACCGACCAACUCUACGCCCUGAGGGCGGCGGCGGAGGCGCACCGCGCGGGCCCGCUCAACGUGAAUGAUUCACUUGUUGCCGAGCUGGUGACUUCAACGCCUUUAUUGGGCCAGCUGGAACGCCGGGUAAAUGGAGCGUCAGAAUCUGCAAGCACCAGGGUCAAGUCGAUUCUUAAAGAUUUGGCAAGCUUCAAAAAGCCCGGUGUGGGUCUCAGGCAGCCCGCGAGGAGGCUGCAGAAGAAGGUUGACAAGGGCAAGGGCGUUGCUCUCGAUCUCGGAAUCCCAUCACAAGAGAUCCAUAUCCAUCGAAUGGAGCAAAUUACCCAGAUACAGGAUCUUUUCCCAGAGCUGGGGUCUGGGUUUGUCGCCAAGCUUCUGGCCGAGUAUGGUGAGGAUCAGGAGCAAGUGAUCGCUCACCUGCUAGAUGAUUCGUUGCCCGAACAUCUGAAGAUUGCGGACAGAAGUGAAGAACUGUCAUCAAAUACUGGACAUGGCACACCGCCAUCGACAGAUCAUAUGGCACCUAGAUCAACGCCACCGCGAUUCAAGGAGCAAACUCUGCCCGUCCGUCACAACGUCUUCGAUGAUGACGAACUUGACAUGCUCUCUGGCAAUGCCGGCAAGCUCCACCUUGGCAAACACAACCCAGACAGGACAGCCGACGACAUUCUCAAAGACAAGUCCAAAGCUCCAGACAAAGCCGCCAUUCUUGCAGCCCUUGCCACGUUUGAUUCAGACGAUGACGAGCGCGAUGAUACAUACGACGUAGAGGAUGUAGGAGGGACAGUGGACGCAGCUGGGGAGGCCGAGGAUCAAUCACUAAACGACGAGGUGCUCUUUAAGGCAUGGAAAGCCGAGGCAAGCGUCUUUGGUCGGGAUAAUGCUACGCGUAACAGCUCUGCGCGUCAAAGUUUACGAGCCGAGACGGGUUUGACAGACGAAGCGAUCGAGGGCUGGGCGAUAAUGCUGUCGAGGAACCCACAGCAACAGCGCAGACUUGAAGCCAAGUUCACAAUGUUCACCGGAGCGCAGACGGAGCUGGCUUCUACAGCAUGGCGCGCAAGUCCAGGCGGGUCCGGGGCAGAGGAUUCAGAUGCAGGCGGGACCGGCGGUCGUGGAAGAGGCAGGGGGCGCGGACGCGGUGGCCGAGGAUCAGGACGCGGGCGAGGAGGCGGACCUUCUAGCGGUGGAAAUGCGUCUGGGCCGACGGGCGAUGCCGCAACUGAGCAGGCGAGGCGGCGCAAGGAGGCCAACAAAAGCUCAAGAGCAAAUCAUAACAGACGAGCUCAGCGUGCGCGUAAGAUGGGUGGAAUGCCUGGUUAA
This is a messenger RNA of Pyricularia grisea, 2073 nucleotides long. RefSeq lists its product as uncharacterized. The transcript is spliced from 2 exons. The record is from RefSeq and is a predicted model, not a curated record. NCBI's taxonomy places the organism in Eukaryota, Fungi, Ascomycota, Sordariomycetes, Magnaporthales, Pyriculariaceae. Bases 1 to 2073 code for a protein of 690 amino acids. Gene Ontology annotation, molecular function: ubiquitin binding.